AUGAACCAAAACAGAAAUGUAGAUAACGACGUGAAUGGCACUGGAACUUCAGGUGAAGGUGCCUCGUCCGGCAGGUGUUCUGUGGAUGAGCAGCGCAGACCCGGUCGUAACCAAGCGACUGCCAGAAUGAAGUGGACGAAAGAAAUGAAUAUUGUCGUCAUGGAAUGUUUUUAUAGUGCUGAUCCAUUUGAUGAGAAUGGUGUGCCAAUAAGGGGAUAUCGGCAGCGGAUGUAUAGAGAAUGGCGAGAAAGGGGAAUGUUUAACACCAGUGAACAGAGACUGUGUGACCAGGCCAGAGCUAUCAGAAAAAAUGGUUGGUUGUCGGAGGUGGAAUUAGAGGCCAUAAGGAGAAGAUUGGUAAAACAGAGUGAAGAAGAACAUCAGCAAGACGAGGAAGAUAUAUUAUCAAGAUCGAAUAUUGAGGAGGUCAAUGAGGCUGACAUUACAAUUGAAGUUAGUGAGGCAGCAGAAAUAACACCUGAGGAGCAAUUGAUCAUUGAUGAAGUAAAAGGAUUGAUGGCACAAGGAGUAACAAAUGAUAACAUCAUGUUUAAGAAAGUUGAUCAGAAGAGACUAAGUGAAGAAACACUUAAAGUGAAUGGAGCCAUUAAACACCUUGUGACAGCAGAUAUCACCCAGACUAAUAACCUCAUUAAAGCAGCUAGUCUUUGGGUUGCCAAACAGCUAGGAAUGAAGACAGUCAAGAAGGAGAAGAAACAGGACCCAUGGUGGAAGCGACGUAUAGAAGGAGACAUAAAGAAUUUGAAGAAAGAUAUCAGCAUACUUGAAAGAGAAAAAAGAGAAGAACUGAAGCAAAGGUUAUUAGCAAAAGUUGCAAAGAUAAAGAGGUAUGGAGAUAGACUAACACAAUACAGACAGAAUCGAAUGUUUGCAACGGAGCAGAAAAAAGUGUAUAAGGAACUGAAUGGAGGAGCUAGUGGCGAGAGUGUAAUACCGGAUGCUGAAGAGAGUAAGAAGUUUUGGAGUGAGAUCUGGAGCAUAGAAAAAGAACAUAAUAGACAAGCAGAAUGGUUGCAGGAUCUGAAAAGAGAACAAAGUAACGUAAAUAUGGGAGAUAUGGAGAUCACAGUAGAGAUGGUUAAAACACAGAGUAGAAAGAUCCCUAAUUGGAAGGCCCCAGGAAGAGACGGUGUCCAAGGUUAUUGGAUCAAGCAACUGUCGUCAUUGCACGAGAGAAUUGCAAAUCAGCUGAAUGAAAUUAUAAGUGGUGCAAACAGGUUGCCUGAGUGGAUGGUAUAUGGGAGAACUGUUCUAUGCCAGAAGGAUCCGGCUAAGGGCAGAGCAGUUGAUAAUUUUAGACCCAUAUCCUGCCUACCCUUAAUGUGGAAGUUACUAACGGGCAUGAUUGCAGAAGAGAUGCAUGGCUUCUUGGAAAGGGAGAAAAUAUUACCAGAUGAGCAGAAGGGAUGUCGGAAGGGGAGUCGUGGAACAAAGGAUCAACUGUUGAUCGACAAAACAGUGCUAAAAGAUUGUAAAAGGAGAAAGACUAAUCUAGCUAUGGCCUGGAUUGAUUACAAAAAGGCGUACGACAUGGUGCCCCAUAGCUGGAUUAUUGAGUGCCUGGAGUUGUUUGGGAUAGCAGAGAAUGUUAGAAAAUUCAUGAGUGAUAGUAUGCGAUCAUGGAAGCUGGAACUGACAUCUUCUGGUGAAAGCUUGGGAGAUGUGCAUAUUCACAGAGGAAUUUUCCAGGGGGACAGCCUAUCUCCACUACUGUUCGUGUUAUGCAUGAUUCCACUGACGUUGAUCUUGAGGAAAGUAGCAGCUUCUUAUGAAUGGGGUAACAAGGAAUUCAGAAUUAAUCAUCUAUUAUUCAUGGACGAUCUCAAGUUAUUUGCCAAGAAUCAGGACCAAAUAGAUUCACUAGUACAAACUGUGCAUCUCUUCAGCGAGGACAUUGGGAUGCAAUCUGGAUUAAACAAGUGUAGUGUGUUGGUAUUGAAGAGAGGGAAAAUUGUGAAGCAAAAUGGUGUUGCAUUUCCGAAUGGGCAAAUGAUGAAAGAAAUCGACGAAAGUGGAUACAAAUACCUGGGUAUUGUAGAAAUGGAUAAGAUCAAAGAAACAGACAUGAAAGAAAAGUUUACAAGCGAAUACAAAAGAAGGUUAAAGUUGGUUUUGAAAUCAAAAUUGAAUGGUAAGAAUAAGAUCUUAGCAAUUAACACAUGGGCUGUAUCAGUCUUGAGGUAUGGGGCAGGUAUCUUGAAAUGGACAGUAGACGAGUUAAAAAACAUGGAUAGGAAAUCGAGGAAGAUUAUGACAAUGCACGGUGCAGUUCACCCUAAGAGUGAUGCAGACAGGUUAUAUUUGACUAGAGAGAAAGGAGGGCGUGGACUGAUUAGCUGCGAGGGUUGCGUUCGAAGUGAGGAGAAUAAUUUGGGAUGGUAUGUCCGGAAUUCCGUUGAAUCAUUGAUUCGAGGUGUUAGGCUUGCUAAAGUGGUGGACACUGAAGAUGUUACGCAAGAACAGGCUCUCCGAACAAACUAUGUUAAACACCAUAUUGACAAAUCAGCAGAGUCACCACUUUGUAGGAUGUGUGAAGAGAAGGGCGAAACUGUACAUCACAUUGUCAGUGAGUGCAAGAAGAUGGCACAGAAAGAAUACAAACGACGGCACGACAACGUUGCGAGGAUUGUGCAUUGGCAUUUAUGCAAGAAAUACAAUCUAGAAAGGACGGAAAAAUGGUAUGAACAUGCCCCCGAGGGUGUAGUUGAAAAUGACGAGGUAAAGCUACUAUGGGACGUGAAUAUUCAGUGUGAUCAUUUAAUUGAAGCAAGAAGACCAGACAUAGUUGUUGUAAGCAAAGGUGAAAGAAAAUGCAGCAUCAUUGACAUUGCGGUGCUAGGUGAUAGCAGGACUAGUGACAAAGAAAAAGAGAAAGGACCCUUGGGCAAGGGCUUUAACCCGCUCCCUUGGGAUGGAAAAUUCGGCUAUUAG
Messenger RNA from Penaeus indicus, 2952 nucleotides. RefSeq lists its product as uncharacterized. Bases 1 to 2952 code for a protein of 983 amino acids. Lineage: Eukaryota; Metazoa; Arthropoda; Malacostraca; Decapoda; Penaeidae. The record is from RefSeq and is a predicted model, not a curated record. The transcript is spliced from 4 exons.